GUGACUCAGUAUUUUUCUUUUGUUUUAUUCCACAACUUUCUUUACUUUUCAGUUUGAAAGAGGAUCAGCCAUCAUGUUCUACACCUGUGGUCCCAACGAGGCUAUGGUGGUGUCAGGGUUUUGUCGUUCUCCUCCACUGAUGAUACCUGGAGGCCGAGUGUUCGUCAUCCCGUGCAUCCAGCAGUUACAGAGGAUUUCUCUGAACACGCUGACUCUGAAUGUGAAGAGCGAUAAAGUGUACACCCGCCAUGGGGUGCCUGUCUCCGUCACCGGGAUAGCCCAGAUGAAGAUCCAGGGUCAGAACAAACAGAUGCUGGCUGCAGCUUGCCAAAUGUUCAUGGGGAAGUCAGAAGCAGAGAUCACUCAGAUCGCCUUGGAGACGCUGGAGGGACACCAGCGGGCCAUCAUCGCCCACCUGACUGUGGAGGAGAUCUACAAGGACAGGAAGAAGUUCUCGGAGCAGGUUUUUAAGGUGGCCUCCUCUGACCUGGUCAACAUGGGUAUCAGCGUGGUCAGCUACACGCUCAAAGACGUUCACGACGACCAGGAUUAUCUGCAUUCACUGGGGAAGGCUCGAACAGCCCAGGUUCAGAAGGACGCCCGCAUUGGAGAGGCCGAGAACAAGAGAGAUGCUGUGAUCAGGGAGGCUCAUGCGAUGCAGGAGAAAGUCUCGGCUCAGUACAAGAAUGAGAUCGACAUGGCAAAGGCUCAGAGGGACUAUGAGCUGAAGAAGGCAGCCUACGACCUGGAGGUGAACACUAAGAAGGCGGAGUCGGAGAUGGCCUACCAGCUGCAGGUCGCCAAGACGAAGCAGCGCAUAGAGGAGGAGAAAAUGCAGGUCCAGGUGGUGGAGCGCACGCAGCAGAUCAUGCUGCAGGAGCAGGAGAUCACCCGUAGGGAGAAGGAGCUGGAGGCCAAGGUGAAGAAACCUGCAGACGCUGAGCGGUACCGCCUGGAGAAGCUGGCUGAAGCUCAGCGUCUCAAGAUGAUCAUGGAGGCGGAGGCUGAAGCGGAGUCCAUCAGGAUGAAAGGUGAAGCCGAGGCGUUUGCGGUGGAGGCCAAAGGUCGCGCUCAGGCGGAGCAGAUGACCAAGAAGGCAGAGGCCUUCCAACAGUACAAGGAUGGAGCCAUGGUGGACAUGCUGCUGGAGAAACUGCCUCUGAUGGCAGAAGAGAUCAGCCGGCCUCUGUGUGAAGCCAAUAAGAUCACCAUGGUGUCCAGUGGGGGGGGGGAGUUGGGCGCAGCCAAACUGUCAGGAGAGGUGAUGGACAUCAUGGUCCGCCUCCCCGCCGCCGUGGAGAAACUGACCGGAGUCAACAUCUCCCAGGUAACACAUCAAUAA
Molecule: messenger RNA, 1342 nt
Organism: Notothenia coriiceps (black rockcod)
Lineage: Eukaryota; Metazoa; Chordata; Actinopteri; Perciformes; Nototheniidae
Gene: flot1a
Product: flotillin 1a
Exons: 11
Coding region: 74-1342 (422 amino acids)
Biological process (GO): protein kinase C signaling; positive regulation of endocytosis; protein localization to plasma membrane
Cellular component (GO): cytoplasmic vesicle; flotillin complex; plasma membrane
Molecular function (GO): protease binding
Source: RefSeq, a predicted model, not a curated record